Daphnia magna is the source of this 1059-nucleotide messenger RNA. It is a transcript of the gene sicily, whose product is annotated as NADH dehydrogenase (ubiquinone) complex I, assembly factor 6. The transcript is spliced from 3 exons. Gene Ontology annotation, cellular component: mitochondrion. Gene Ontology annotation, biological process: mitochondrial respiratory chain complex I assembly; biosynthetic process. The coding region runs from base 27 to 965 and encodes 312 amino acids. NCBI's taxonomy places the organism in Eukaryota, Metazoa, Arthropoda, Branchiopoda, Diplostraca, Daphniidae. The record is from RefSeq and is a predicted model, not a curated record.
GGGCGUUCUUAACAUAAACCAAUCCAAUGGCGAUUCUCUGUUAUCCUUCAACCGGGCGCAAUGUUUACAAAGUACGUUUCUUCUUCGCCGAUGCGAAAAAGCUCUCCUCAAAUGUACAGAACUCAAAAAAUAGCUUUCUCUAUUGCCAGGAACUAGUAAGGAAACACGAUUAUGAAAAUUUCAUAGCCACUCUUCUGCUUCCACCUGGACCACGACAGUCGACGAUCGCCGUAAGAGCCUUCAACGUAUCCGUGGCUCAGGUUCAGGAUCAAGUUUCUCAAGGUUUAAUUGGCCAAAUGAGAAUGAAAUUCUGGUCAGACACGUUAGAAGCUAUAUACCAAGAUGCUCCACCAGCACAGCUAGUUGCUCUGCAGCUUCAUGAAGCUGUUCGCCAACAUAAACUGUCCAAAAGGUGGUUCCAGAGAUUGAUCUCAAGUCGUGAAAACCACUUGUCUUCCAAAUCUUUUCAAUCUCUCUCAAAUUUAGAGGAUUAUGCAGAGCAUUCUGCUUCUUCUAUCCUCUACCUUACGCUGGAAUCCCUAAAUGUCCGAACAAUUGAGAGUGAUCAUGCAGCUAGUCAUAUUGGAAGAGCUCAAGGUAUAGUGACAUUCCUACGAGCAAUUCCCUACAACUCAAGAAGACAACAAGUCUAUGUACCAAUUGACUUUUUAGUGCAACAUAAAGUUUCACAAAAUGACAUCCUGAAAGGAAUUGAUGAUAAAAGAAUGAAAGAUUUAAUAUUUGAUGUAGCAAGUUCAGCCAAUGCUCACAUUGAGAAGGCCAAAACAAUAAUGCCAAAAAUGAGUUCAGAGGCUAGACUGGCGCUAAUACCAUUACUAAGCGUAGUUUCGUACCUAGAGCAAUUGAGGAAAGUGGAUUUUAAUGUUUUCGAUUCGCGACUAUCUCAGCGGAACCCUCUUCUUCCUUGGAAAAUGUGGUGGAAUAAGUUCAGGGGUAAAAUAUAGUAUUUAAGUUUUUUCCCCUACAUUUUCAGCCUUCUUGUUGUGUAUAUGAUUUAUUAAACAAGAUAAAAAAUAAAAAAAAGAAGUGUGAAAUCAA